AUGGACAAUGCGGACGCUCGGGAGCCGAACCAUACUGGUGGCGAGCAUGUUUGCGAUAUCUGCGGAAAAGGAUUCAACCAGAAAUUCAAUCUCAACGUACACAGGAAAAGCCACACCGGUGAACUGCCGUUUGAAUGCGAUAUUUGCGGUAAAACUUUUAGUCACAAAAGCAGACUCAGCAGCCACAAAGCGUAUCACGACAAAGAAAAAACCUGUAGAAUAUGUGACAAACAAUUUUCCUUAGAAGUACAGCUCAAGAAGCACCUGAAGGAGCACAGCACGGAUCGUCCGCAUAAAUGUCCCACCUGCGGGAUAGGGUUCCGAAACAAAGCCGACCUCGCAAGGCACAUGUUCUGUCACAGCACCGAGCGACUAUUUAAAUGUGACAUUUGUGACUCAUCCUACAAGUCUCCUAAAAGUUUACAAGAUCACAUAAAAGUCCACACAGCCAGUAGUAAACCACAGUAUAAAUGUGACCUAUGUAGCAAAGCUUUCAUGACCAACAGCAAACUGAACGUGCACACAAUCCUACGUCAUACGAGUGAAAAAAAAUUCAAAUGUAAACUAUGUGGAAAGGAUUUCCACUUGCAAUCCGGGCUGACCGCGCACCUGAAACUGCACAGCACCGAGCGUCCGUACAAGUGUUCGACUUGCGGAAAAGGCUUCAAAAUGAGAUCGAUCCUCGCGAACCACAUGCGCUGUCACAGCGAUGAGCGACAGUUCAAGUGCGACAUCUGUGGUCUGUCGUACAAAGUAUUCAGUGGUUUGUACCGCCACCGGAAGAUCCACACCGAAGCCGUUGAACCGAAACAGUUUAAGUGUGACAUUUGUGAUGCGGAGUUCGAGGAGAAGAUUAGCUUAACUUUUCAUAGAAAAGUACACAGCACUCAGACCGAAGCGAGGCUGUUCAAUUGUGAAAUCUGUGGACUGUCAUACAAGACGCUUGAUAUUCUGAAAGCUCACCGGAAAGUUCAUUUGCUGAAGGAGUCCCCCUUCAAAUGUGAUAUCUGCGGUAAAGCUUUUCUAACUAAUACAAGGCUUAGAAAUCAUAAAACACUGCAUCACACAACGGAAAAGCAUUUCAAAUGCAAAACUUGUGGACGGGAUUUCCACCUGAAGGAGCAGCUGGCGAAGCACCUGAAGUGUCACAGCACCGAGCGUCCCUUUCAGUGUCCGACUUGUGGAAAGGGUUUCAAAGUGCGCCACUUGCUUGUGAAUCACUCGCGCAGUCACAGCGAUGAGCGGCAGUUUGAGUGCAAUAUUUGUGGUUCAAAGUACAAAUCCUAUAGUGGGUUGAAUACUCACCGGAAAACCCACACGGACGGUGAUCCGAAACCGUUCAAGUGUGAUACCUGUGGUGCACACAACGCGAACGCUCCGGACAGGAACCCCGCUAACGCUGGCCAGCUGGAAAACUUUCACGAUAUAAAAAUCAAUCCCCCGACGCACGGGAAAAUUCAUUCGGACGAACGACCGUUCAAAUGCGAAACUUGCGGCAAAGCUUUCGGAAGCAAUAUCAGUCUAAUCUACCAUAAAACGUACCACAGGCGAGAGAAGAACUUCCAGUGUGACAUGUGCGACAAGCGGUUUUCACUGCCAAUGCAAUUGAGGAUCCACCUGAAACAUCACAGCACGAUUGGUCCCCACAAAUGCCUGAUUUGCGAGAAGGAAUUCCGAAUUCAUUCUCUACUGGUACAUCAUAUGCACCGUCACACCAACGAGCGGCUGUUCAAAUGCGACAUAUGCGAUUUAUCGUACAAAUCCCCCAAGACUUUGUACGCCCACAAAAAACUUCACACAACCGGGGAGCUACCGUUUAAAUGUGAAAUAUGUAACAAAACGUUCCGAUCGACCAGUGGGCUAAAGAACCACACAACCGUGCGCCAUACACUGGGAACCAUUUUCAAAUGUGAUGUAUGUGGUAAAAUCUUUCCGCUGAAUAGACAGCUGGUGCAUCACCGGCAAAUACACAGCUCGGAUCGGCCGCAUAAGUGUCCGAUUUGCGGGCGAGGCUUCAAAGAUAAACCAGUGCUGGCAAACCAUAUUCGUCGCCACAGCGACGAGCGCCUGUUCAAGUGCGACAUCUGCGGUGCAUCACACAAAACGCGAACCAACCUGUACAUUCACAAGCGGAUCCACACAACGGCGAUUGAGGGAAAACAUUUGACGUGUGCGAUUUGCGGUGCCCAGUUCCGUCAGAAAAAGAGCCUCACAAUGCACCGGAAAGUGCACAGCUUGGACAAUAGCGCGAAUGAGUGCCUGAUCUGUGGGCAAGCUUUCCCAUCGGCUGAUUUGCUUACGGAACACAUGGGCAGCAGUCACCGAGUUGAGCGAAAGCAUGAGUGCGACAUUUGCGGCGCAUCGUACAAGUCACGUAACGGAUAUAACCUGCACAAAAAAACUCACAUGUCUGUGGAGCCGAAACCCUACAAGUGUGACUUUUGCGUUGCCGAGUUUGUUCAAAAGAGUAGCCUCAAUUUCCAUAGGAAAAAGCACCUGCAGGAAGAGGGACCCACCUGUCCUUUUUGUGGAAUUAAACUUUCGACCGAAAAAAGCAUGAACAUACACAAGAAACGGGUACAUCCCGAUCAGUCAUUCGAGGUGUUCUGCGAUUGUGAUAUUUGUGGCAAAACAUUUAAAUCCAAGCUGGAUGUUUUGAAUCACAAAAUUAAAGAUCAUUCAACGGAGAAAAAAUUCAAGUGUGAAAUCUGUGGUAAAGAUUUUCACUUGAAGGGACAACUAACGAGACACCGGAAGGUGCACCUGGCGGAGCGUCCGCACAAGUGUUCGAUCUGCGGGAAAGGUUUCCUAUUUCUUUCCGGACUGCAGAUGCACUCGCACAGUCACAGCGAUGAGCGGCUGUUUGCCUGCGACAUCUGUGGUUCGGCGUACAAAACUGCCGGCAGUCGAGCGGCUCACCGCAAGCAAUGUCACACGAACAUAUGUGAAGAGAAUCCGGAAGUUUUGCACCAUCUUUUGAAUCUGUCAGAGCCUCAGUAA
Molecule: messenger RNA, 3000 nt
Organism: Sabethes cyaneus
Lineage: Eukaryota; Metazoa; Arthropoda; Insecta; Diptera; Culicidae
Product: zinc finger protein 208-like
Exons: 3
Coding region: 1-3000 (999 amino acids)
Source: RefSeq, a predicted model, not a curated record